Molecule: messenger RNA, 1116 nt
Organism: Chelonoidis abingdonii (Abingdon island giant tortoise)
Lineage: Eukaryota; Metazoa; Chordata; Testudines; Testudinidae
Gene: BATF
Product: basic leucine zipper ATF-like transcription factor
Biological process (GO): regulation of transcription by RNA polymerase II
Cellular component (GO): nucleus
Molecular function (GO): RNA polymerase II cis-regulatory region sequence-specific DNA binding; DNA-binding transcription factor activity, RNA polymerase II-specific
Source: RefSeq, a predicted model, not a curated record
CUUUCAGCUUACGUCCCUCACAGCUUCCGAGAAACCACAGGAGCCUAAGACCUAGACAUCACUGCAAGGUGCAGUGACAGAGAGGAGAGAGGUGCAGGGAGGAACUGGGGCAGAGUGGCAGAGAAAGUGACACAGGGAGAGCAACGUGACAAAGAGAGGGACGGGGAAAGAGGCAAAGAAAGUAACCAAGGGAGAGAGGGAAAGACGGCAGGGGAAGGGAGGGGUGAGUAAAAGCCAAAGGAAACCAAGAUCACCAAGGACACAGAGGAAGCAGAAGAGGUCCUGGGAAGAGGGACACGAGCCAUGCCCCAUAGCUCUGACAGCAGCGACUCCAGCAGCUUCAGCCAGUCACCCCCACCUAGCAAACAGGAUUCUUCUGAUGACAUGAGGAAAGUUCAAAGGAGGGAGAAGAAUCGCAUCGCAGCUCAGAAGAGCAGACAGAGGCAGACCCAGAAGGCCGACACCCUGCACUUGGAGAGUGAGGACCUGGAGAGGCAGAAUGCUGCUCUGCGCAGGGAGAUCAAGCAGCUGACGGAAGAAAUGAAGCAUUUCACCUCAAUGCUGAGCUCCCAUGAGCCCCUCUGCUCCAUUCUGACCACGGUGCCCCAACCGCCCCCGGAGGUGCUGUAUGCCACACACUCCUUCCACCAGCCCCACAUCAGCUCCCCACGCUUCCAGCACUGAGCCCGGCCACAAGGACAUGCAGCCUGCAGGCUCCACAAAUGGAAAUCAGAGACCCCACGGGGCUCACUCUUUGGUUCACAGGAGGGACAUGGACUGUUACAACUAUUCCUUCCCCUCCUUCAAGCGUCUACUGGGCCAGGCCCAGGGUCACAUGUCUAGGAGUUGGCCCCGGUGCAGAUAUGGCAGAACACCAGCAGGCAUCUUCAGGGAGGUUAAAUCUCAGAUCAACAGAGAAGGGAAGCGUUUGCAAAUUGGCACCAAUCCCUGUUCUGUUGUUUGCACUGGGACCCUCGCAUUGGUCUAUGUGGCACAGGAACCCUGUCUCCAUGUGAGCAGUGAGCUGGAGACUUCACCAGUGAGUGCUCCCAGGAGAGGAGCACUGGGAAUGAGGGGCCAUGGGGUAGCGGGGGAGACUGGUUUAUUUUUUAAAAA